AUGAAUCAGAAUUUAGUUCCCUCAAUCACAUCCCCGCGAAGAGAGGAUAUACGGUCUCGCGAAACUUCCUCGGUAUACUCUUCUCCCGUUUCUCCCUCAUCCCAAGGUGGGAUUUCCCCUAUUGGUCUGGGGAUCUCCCGCUGCGAAAUCGAGAAUGCAUUCGGUCAACUGAGGGUCUUCCCUCCCACGCCUACACUGCCAUCACAACUGAUUCCUGGAGCGCCAAAUCCCACCUUCGCAUUAUCCUAUGAUGACUAUUCUAGCGGAACAUGUUAUCAACCAGUUUACAACGGACUCAUCAACAGUACCUCGGAGACUUCACUAGGAUUCUACAGCCCGCCAGCGAUGAGCGCAUCCCCCAGUUACAACUCUACCAUGGAGGUUGUCCCUGGCCAGAAUGUCUUUCCCAGCCAAAUGACCGAUAUUUGGAUGCACACGCCUUGCUCGGGACCGACAACGCCAUCGGAUGUUACUCCGGUGACUGUAGCGAACGGAGCCGCAGGACAAUGGGACCAGACUGUCUUUCCGGAUGCGUGUAUUUCCUCGACGAUGUCCCUAUUGCCAGUCAACAAUAUUUCCUAUCUUGGGGCAAUGGGAGAGGAGAUUGGAUACGACGCAUCUCCCGGACAAAUCAUCAACACUGGGCAAGUCGUGCCGCAACCUCGAGCAUCUGCCGAAGGGACCGAUGAUGUCGCAAAUUUGAGUCAAAGAGAGCGCGGCUCCUCUAACGACAGGCUAGUCUCUGCCAGUGGCCUGGAAUGUCCCAUUUGUGGCGCCAAAUUCACGCGACGAUCCAACUGCAAGGAGCACCAAAAGAUGCACAACCCUGAAUGGAAGAACAACCACCCGUGCGAUGACUGCCACAAGACUUUCGGCCGAAGCUCGGAUCUCAAAAGACACAUGAACACCGUGAGUAGGAAGACCAAAGGGGGUCAAGAAGCAGACACUAAUGCAGUCCUCUAG
This is a messenger RNA of Penicillium expansum, 963 nucleotides long. RefSeq lists its product as uncharacterized. The transcript has a single exon. Gene Ontology annotation, cellular component: nucleus. The record is from RefSeq and is a predicted model, not a curated record. Bases 1 to 963 code for a protein of 320 amino acids. NCBI's taxonomy places the organism in Eukaryota, Fungi, Ascomycota, Eurotiomycetes, Eurotiales, Aspergillaceae.